Molecule: messenger RNA, 1044 nt
Organism: Danaus plexippus (monarch butterfly)
Lineage: Eukaryota; Metazoa; Arthropoda; Insecta; Lepidoptera; Nymphalidae
Product: NPC intracellular cholesterol transporter 2-like
Exons: 3
Coding region: 86-544 (152 amino acids)
Biological process (GO): sterol transport
Molecular function (GO): sterol binding
Source: RefSeq, a predicted model, not a curated record
GGUAUGUUCUGAGGUGCAAGUUUUUAUAGUCGCUGCACCUUUCAAAGCGGCUCAGUGUUCAUCCGGCCGUUGAGUGGAUCGCAUCAUGUUUUUCCUUAGUGUAUUCGUGUUAACUAUCGCUCUGACAACCGCUACCGACGUACAACAAUGUCCCGGCAGCUCUGUUGAGAAUUUAAAGGAAAAUGUCCAACUGUCACCGUGCAGCCGACUACCCUGCCGUCUCAAGAGAGGGUCGAAGCAAUUCAUUACCAUCACAUUCACACCUGAGAGCGACCUACCGGAUCUUAAGAACCAAGUGACAGCUCUGCUGUUAGGAAUUCCUUUUCCGUUCGUGGGAGUCGACGGAGUCUCGGUCUGUGACAAGCUGGAGAAUGAGAAAGGCGAGAAGGUCUCUUGUCCCCUCAAAGCGGGGACCAAAUACGUAUACAAGGACUCCUUCCCAGUUCACAACUUCUACCCAACAGUGGACGCCAAGGUACACUGGGCGCUCAGCAACGAAGACAAGAAUGUCAUCUGCUUUGAAGUGCCCAUCAAGAUUAAGUAGAUCUUUAAGGUUUAUCGUGCUUUGUGAUACAUGUCAUGUAAUUAAUUUAAGAAAAUAGAAUAAGUUUUCAAACGGACGUUUCCAACAGAAAAAACUAUCAACAAUCUCGAUAACAUUUCCAUUGUCAUUUAUACAAAUUACAACCACUGAUAAAUCUGUUCUCCAUUAGUGAGUCAACAACAAUUUGAUUGACAAACUAAUAAACUGUAGUUAGUGACGAUGAGAACUCGUACUAACGGUGACAGUCCACAAAAAAACUCGCUUAUUGCCAGUAUUUUUUAAGUCCUAACUCACUUAACACUCACUGAAACGUGCAAAGAAUAUUCGUAUGGUAUAUACAUAUAAGGACAAAUGAAAAUAGUUUUAAGAUUUUUAUAUUUUAUAAAAUACAUAAUAAUAAUGAAUAGAAAAAGAAUAUUAUUUUAUAUGUAUGUAUUUAAAAUACAUUCCGUCAUUGGACUGCGAAAUAUGGUUUGAGGUAAAUAAAACAUUGUUUUUAA